GAGUCCACUGCUGCAACUCCAUACUCAACAGCACCAACCAAGAUGAGACCAUGCAAGUUCUUCGCACUUGGAACCUGCCGGAAUGGAAACAAUUGCACCUACGACCAUGAAACAACGACAAGCACCCAGAAUCACUUUGGACCCCAGGACCAAGUGAAUGAUGACGAUUUCGUUCGGGAUCUUCUAGGAGCAUCAGUGUACUUCAAUGAAUUCGGACAGAUUCUCAAGGUAUCCUUCCCGACAGAUUACUCUCUUGCAUGCAUUACGGGCCUUGCGCCGGGAGUCACCCCUGAGACAAUCGUCGAUAUCCUUCGUGGGCUAGGUUUCAACGUAGACGUCUCCUGCGUUCGCAUUUCCAAGGACACUGCAUUGUCGGAAACAAAAGCCACCGUGAAAGUCGAAGACCCGUCGUUUGCCCAAGAGUUAAGCACCAGGACCAAGAAUCAGGGGUCGACCCUCAGUGCAGUGCCAGUUGCAAUUGAUACCAGGCGGACGAAUUGCAGAAAAGUCCACAUCUCAUGGCACAAAGCCACUCGAAGCGUGUGGCUGAAUUUCGGCAACGGUGAGAUAGCGGCGAGGGUUGGGAGGAAAUUCAAUGAAGGUAGGUAUAAAUGUCUAGACCAGCUUGUCAAAUCAUCUACAAGGAGGAGUAGCCAGGGUCGGGGAUAUUCGCACAACCCUGUGGCUUGGACGGUUACGUUGAGCGAUGUGUUCGGCGAUGCGACUACCAAAGAUGUUGAAAGUGCCAUCAUAUCACAACACGAUAAACCACGGCACGUUGAAAUGGGAUCCAUUAGCUACCGAGCUUCCGAUGGGGAAGUCAGCGUUGAAGUUCGCUCGCAAUUAGAAGAGCAUGGCCCGCUCGAGAGCUUCCAUCUCGCAUCCUCGUCCAAAGGGAAGCGAGUCAAAGCCACAGCUUGGUUCCAAGAUGAAGCAGACGCUAGGUCGGCAUGUUCACUGAACAACGCACCGCUUGACAUCCUCAGGAAGGGUAAACUGACCGUAACACCAAUUCAAACGGCCAAAGUAAAGGUUGUUACGAAAGUCUACUUUGCCUUGAAGAGUAGAAUCGAUGAAGAAAGCAAGACAUGGAAAGAACGGCAUUUGGCGUUUCAUGUCUACCAUGACUCUGCAAAACGGUUCACGACAUUGAAGAUUGAAGGUGAUAAUCCGAAAGACGUGGCCAAUACGCGCAAAAUACUUGACAGAAUUGUGAGUGGAGCUGUCCUGAUGGAUGGCGAAAACGUGGUGUGGAGUUCAGCACUCAGCAGUAAUGGAAGCACGUAUGAGAAUGUCAAGUCAAUCGAAAAAGAACUCAACAUAGCCCUUAUCAGAGACAAGCCAAAGCGCCAGGUUCGAUUUUACGGGUCUCCUGAGAAGUUUGAGCAAGCGGUUUGUCGAAUCAGCGACAUGCUCAAAGACGAACCUUCCAUGAGCUACGAAGUCGAUCUGAAGCCGCAUCAAUUCGCUUGGGCGAUUCAUAGCGGGUUCAAGAGCAUCGAACAGGCAUUAGGGAAGAACGUCGCUGUUUUCAACGUGGUCUUGAGGAGGAUCGCUAUCAAUGGCACGCAACAACAAUACGAAACUGCCUUGUCAAUCAUGCACGACAAGCGCCCUCUAAGUACUCGUCCUCCCUCGGACGCCCCGUCUAAGCCAGAAGGAGAUUGCCCAAUCUGCUUCUGCGAAGCCGAAAGCCCCAUCCAAACAUCUUGUAAACACACAUACUGCCUCGAGUGCUUCGAAGAAUGCUGCAAAUCCGCCGCCUCGACCAGCAACCACGACUUUGCAAUCCGGUGCCAGGGCGACGAAGGAACCUGCCCAACCGUAUUCCCUCUCCGCGAACUGAAAGACCACCUCUCCUCCUCCGUCUUCGAAACCGUCCUCGAGUGCUCCUUCAAAGGCUACAUCCAACGCCAUCCGGACGCCUUCCACUACUGCUCAACCCCAGACUGCGGCUACAUCUACCGCUGCACAGCACCGGGCUCGAAGCCGCCCCCAGCAUACACCUGCCCCAACUGCUUCGAACCGCUCUGCACAUCCUGCCACGCGCGCCAUGGCGACUACACGUGCGCAGAGUACAAAGACAUGCAAUCCGGCGGCUACGAGGCGCUCGAGAAGCUGAAGAGGGAACUCAACAUCAAGGACUGUCCGAAGUGCACGACGCCGAUGGAGAAGACGGAGGGGUGCAAUCAUAUGACUUGCGGGGGCUGCAGGGCGCAUAUCUGCUGGGUGUGCAUGGCGGUUUUCGAGACGAGCGGGGAUUGCUAUGGCCAUAUGAAUAGGAAGCAUGGUGGUAUCGGGCUUGGGCUGGAAGGUUUUAUGGAUUGAUAGAG
Aaosphaeria arxii CBS 175.79 is the source of this 2333-nucleotide messenger RNA. RefSeq lists its product as uncharacterized. Gene Ontology annotation, cellular component: ubiquitin ligase complex. NCBI's taxonomy places the organism in Eukaryota, Fungi, Ascomycota, Dothideomycetes, Pleosporales. Gene Ontology annotation, molecular function: ubiquitin-protein transferase activity; zinc ion binding; ubiquitin binding. The transcript is spliced from 2 exons. Gene Ontology annotation, biological process: protein linear polyubiquitination; proteasome-mediated ubiquitin-dependent protein catabolic process. Bases 43 to 2328 code for a protein of 761 amino acids. The record is from RefSeq and is a predicted model, not a curated record.